Molecule: messenger RNA, 3220 nt
Organism: Alosa alosa (allis shad)
Lineage: Eukaryota; Metazoa; Chordata; Actinopteri; Clupeiformes; Clupeidae
Gene: tmem214
Product: transmembrane protein 214
Exons: 16
Coding region: 157-2205 (682 amino acids)
Cellular component (GO): Golgi apparatus; endoplasmic reticulum
Source: RefSeq, a predicted model, not a curated record
UGACGUCAUGUGCAAGGAAGUAGACGUGGCAUAAAGACGUCGGUAGGCAAUCACCGGUGAGCAUACAUUCUUUCUUUGACAACAGUGUAGAGGAAAGGGAAAUAAGCCAAUUGAAAAGACUGUAAUAUCUGUAAAGCAUACUGUUGUCCCCAAGAAAUGGCCUCAGCGAAUAACGGCUCGGUCGGUAAAUGGGAAGUAGUGAAGAAAAGUAAGAAACAGAGCAGUACGGGAGGCAAGAAUCAACCUGACAAGAAAACUGGAGGAAGAAAAGCACUUAGCGAAUCCAACCUACCCAAGGUUGAUCCAUCUGCUCCAAUAAAGACGACCGAGACUAUCUAUGAGGGCUUCGAGAAGAUCGGGAAGAAGCAGAACAAGGAGCAGGUGCCGCCGGCCCCAGAGCCCCAGCAGAAGAAGGUCAAGGAUGGCAAGCAGGCCAAGAGGUCCCCCACCAGCAGCCCCAAACCCAGCCGCUACCGCAGUCUGGAGGAGGCUGUUAGAGGCCUGAAUGUGUCGGAGUUGAAACAGCAGCUUGAGAAGAGUCAGUCUCUGUUCCCAGAGAACCCGUCGGUGUGGGUGAAGGACCUGGCCGGCUAUCUGAACUUCAAGCUGCCCGCCCCAGACAAUGACCCCACUCUCAGCACAUAUGCACACGAUUACCCGUACUGCUUAGUAAGUAAAGAACUGCGUGCCAUCAUCAAGAAUCUGCUGAGCAAGAGCGGCGAGACUUUACAGGACUUCUUUGACCACUGCCUUUUCACCAUGCUGAGGGAGCAGGACAAGCAACCAGGUGACUCUCUCCACGGCUACAGAAUUUGCAUUCAGGCCAUAUUGCAGGACAAGCCCAAAAUAGCCACCCUCAACCUGACUGAUCACCUGGAGCUGCUGCGCUCCCACCAAAACCGCCCAGUCAAGUGCCUGACCAUCAUGUGGGCCCUGGGCCAGGCCGGCUUCUACGACCUCAGCCACGGUCUCCGAGUUUGGCUGGGCAUCAUGUUGCCAGUACUGGGCGUGAAGUCCCUGUCCUCAUACGCCAUUGCCUAUCUGGAGCGCCUCCUCAUGCUCCAUUCCAACCUCGUCAAAGGUUUCGGGAUCAUGGGACCCAAAGAACUCUUCCCCCUGCUGGACUUUGCCUACAUGCCCAAAAAUGCACUGUCAACCAGUCUUCAGGAGCAGCUGAAGCGGCUGUACCCACGGCUCAAGGUUCUGGCGUUUGGAGCAAAGCCCGAGUCCACAUUGCACACAUACUUCCCGUCUUUCUUGUCCAGAGCUACACCAAACUGCCCUGAGCCCAUGAAGAGAGAGCUGCUGAACAGUCUUACAGAGUGCUUGUCUGUGGAUGCACACAGUUUGGGAGUCUGGAGGCAGCUGUACACCAAAUAUCUUUCUCAGUCGAGCUUGCUUUUGAGUCACUUGCUGAAGUACUGGAAGACACUGCCGCAAAAGUUACGGAAAAGUCUUCAGGAAACCAUCCAGUCCUUCAGAGUGACUAACGAGCAGCUGGGUGACUGUGACGGUGUCGAGGAGUGCAACGUGAUGUGCCAUAGUAUACAGAUGAAGAUGAGAGGACAGGGCUUCCCCUGGUCGCGACUGCUGAUGGCGUUGCUAGUGUUUGCCGCGGGGUUCAUCGCACACGACGUCCGGUCGCAAGGGUCAUUCGCUGCCUCCACCACAGCCCACUACCUUCAGAGCUCGGGCAUCACGGAUACAUCCCUUCAGGCCUGGAGCAAAGUCACUACUUACUGCCAGCAAGGCUUUAGUUGGCUGGAGGAGAACACCCCAUAUUACUACUCCCUGGUUGUGGAGAAAGUGGGUCCAGUGAUGGAGGAAGGUUUGGAAAAGACAAAGAUGGCAACAGCCUUCGUUGCCACACACACCUCCCAGCUUGUGGAAUGGAUGAAAGAAAACACACCUCUGUUUAUUGAAUGGCUGAACACCAACACUCCCGAGAGCGUGCUGCAGUUUCUGGAGUAUGUGAAGGAGCUGCUGCUGUUCCUGCAUGAGAACUACAUCCUCCCAGCGCUGCACUGCGUCCUACAGGGCCUCCAGCACGCAUGGCAGGCUUUCCAGGACUCCUGCAAUGGGGAGGUAUCGCUCUUAUGCAUCCAGAAUCAUAUGGUGUUUUUUACCAACUCCACCUGGCUUUACCUGCAGGACACAACAGCCUCCAUCAGAGACUGGGCCCAGGACUUACUGUCACGAGCGUGAUGCCCACAAACACAUUACACAGUCCCUAUUUCCUUUUACAAAAGAAACAUACAUAUACGCACACACACACCUACACCCCUACACCCCUCCCCCACAGAGACUACCUUGGCUUCUGUUGUCCCCUCCGAUCAGGGUGCACGACACACACACACACACACAGAGCUUAUAGAGGAGAAGCUUAGUACUCUCCUCCAACUUCACAUUUUUUUCCAGGAUUCUUACUUCUUUUGAUUCUUUUUUAUUUUCAACAAAAUUGCUUGAUUUCUUUCAGAUUGUUUUUCUACUGGUGGGAGAUAAGUCCCUUUUUUUGUCUUUUUAUAAGCGUUCUUCAGGCGUGUUAAACAGUAUUUAUUUCCAGGGAGUUUGCCAAAAGGGGUGCAGACAGCCCUCUUCCUGGACAAAUCAAGCUCUUAAAGAGCAAGGGACUCAUGAAGACUCACAGCAAUCACACAAAACUAAACAGUGAAUAAACAUGUAUGAUUUUAAUCUGAACGAGUUAAGUGGAAAACUCUGAUUCUGCCAUAUUUGAAUACUCCUACGUAGUCAGUGACUGUGUGGAUGUUCUGUCUGUCUGUCUGUCUGUCUGUCUGUCUGUCUGUCUGUCUGUCUGUCUGUCUGUGCGCGCAGUGCUAGAGGACUGAACCAACUGUUUUGCUUCCUCUGAAAGCUGCUCUCUCUUAAUUUCUGUUUGUGUGAAGCCUGCUGAAGGCGUGACUGAACACUGGACUUCAGCGGACUGCUGCUGCUCCCUGAUACAGAUAUUACUUAAAGGUUGAUUCCUUUUUGUAAAUUUAAUGAAUGAAUGAAUGAUUGCCCACUCCCGUACACUUAUAGGAAGCCCCAUUUCCCCCCUCUAAUUGUCCCAUAUUAGCUUUUUAUCUCCUUGAGGGAAAUCUAAAACUCUUACAUGGCCUAACUGAAGAAUGCAGAAAUGCUGUGAAUGCAGGAAGGAAAAAUGUCUAAAUGAAUGACUGUUACUAUUAAAGUGAUUUAUGAAUAAAGAUUUAAGCCUGUC